Messenger RNA from Phlebotomus papatasi, 3507 nucleotides. Its product is annotated as CLIP domain-containing serine protease B10-like. Gene Ontology annotation, biological process: proteolysis. Gene Ontology annotation, molecular function: serine-type endopeptidase activity. The coding region runs from base 223 to 1368 and encodes 381 amino acids. The record is from RefSeq and is a predicted model, not a curated record. The transcript has 3 exons. NCBI's taxonomy places the organism in Eukaryota, Metazoa, Arthropoda, Insecta, Diptera, Psychodidae.
AUAUCAGAGAUUGUUGUGAGCUUGAUUUCGAAACAUUAUUCAGUUGCAGUUGCGGAAUAUUAUGCAGUUGCACAAAAACUUGGAGUUAUUAAAUUCAUAGAUUUUGUUAGUGAUUUUAUUUAGAACUUAGAAGAAAUAACUGUGUCUUGUUUUAUCCUUGUCUGAGUUAAUUUGUGAAAGCAGAGUAGUUCUCCUGGUGGCUCAAUAAAAAUACUUAUUAAUAUGGAUUUGCGAGAAUUAAUGUACUACGUCAUGUUAACCCUGAGUUUACUGACCGAAACAAAUGCACAAACAUCAUGUGAAACUCAAAACGGAAAUAAAGGAGAAUGCGUAUCAAUAUACGACUGCCCUGGCCUUCUCCAAGUACUGAAAACUCUCAGAUUGACUCCAAAAAUGAUAGCAGGGCUUAGAAGAUUGCAAUGCGGCAACGGACCUUGGGUUUGUUGCGAACGAAAUAAAUUGGAAGAAACGAAAGAUCAAAAGAUAGAAAACGUACGCCAAAACCGCCUAAACGGUCAAGACCAUCCGAAUCAAAUUGUAACUCCAAGCAACAAUGAAGGAAACUUAAUAACCAUUUGCGGAUUUCAAGGACAUACAACUCGAAUAGUAGGAGGAUCUGUAACAGAGUUAAACGAAUUUCCUUGGAUGGCUCUUCUGGAUUAUGAACAUGAGAACGGAACUUGGAUCUCCAAAUCUGGGGGCUUCCUGAUUAAUGCUAGAUAUGUCAUUACAGCUGCACAUUGCGUUGUAAAUAACAAUAUUGGAAAAAUUGUAAAUGUUCGGAUAGGGGAGCACGAUACUAGAACCGAUCCGGAUUGCAUUAAUGAUGGUUCUCAGGAGAUCUGUAACAAUCCGGUAUUGAACUACGGCAUUGAAGAAAUUAUUCCACAUAAGGAUUACAUUCCGGACAAUCCGUUAAAUCUUCAAAACGACAUUGCACUUAUCCGUUUGACGAGUAAUGUAAGAAAUAGUGAAUUCGUAGCACCUAUCUGCUUACCACCACCUGACUUUCCUGGAACCCCACUCGGAAAUAAUGUUACCGUAGCUGGUUGGGGCAAAACCGAAAAUGAAAUACGAAGUCCGGUUAAAAAGAAGGUCGAUGUCCCUAUAGUUAGUUAUGAACGAUGUAUAGUAGGGUAUGCUGGACUAACAAUCUCAAACGACUUGCAAAUCUGUGCUGGAGGUGAAAUACAAAAGGAUUCUUGUUACGGGGAUUCAGGAGGACCCCUAAUGACGCAGCAUAAUGGAGUCUGGAUUGCCGAAGGUAUUGUUUCCUUUGGACCACAAGGGUGCGGGUCAAUAUUUCCUGCAGUCUACACAAGAGUAGCUCCUUUUGUGCCAUGGAUUCUUACCAAUAUGAAGCCUUAGGUCCAGAAAAUAGUGUCAAGAAAUUUUAUACGAGUAUGACUUUAUUGUUUACUAAGUAGGGGAUACUGGGGCAAAAUUUGUCAAAACGAAAAUUUCAAUAUUCACUAUUUUCUAAAAUAAAAGAGACUGAGGCUUGAAAUUUUUAUUAUAGAUAGGGUGGAAUCACCAGUUUUCGCCACUUACAUUGAAAUCGCUAUUUUUCGCAAUUUAUGAAAUAAAUGAGUCGCAAUUUUUUUGUAUUGUUUCUGCUUCUACGCAUAGAAUCGAAAAAUAAUAAUUAUUCGUUUUGGAUUCACGAUUUUGAUCACUUUUUAGAGCAAUAUUUUAAGCAAGUGCAUCGAAUCCAACAUCUCUUACAAAAUGUACUAAGUGUCGUCAAAUUUUUAUCAGGCCAAAAAUACCUAUUUGGGUAAAUAAUUUGUCAAUUGAAUAUUUAAUUGCACUUGUGGAAUACAUAAAAUUUGUAUUUAAUCAAUUAAUAUUUCAUUUUAUAUUAUUUUUGUAUAAAAAUGAGGCAUGGCGAGAAGUGGUAAUAUUCUGGAAUUGAUUUUACCACCUGUCGCCAUAUCUUUUCAAUAGGCGACGCUAACUUCACUUCGUACAUUCUCAGUUGUCAAAUCUGCAUUGUUUACUUUCUGCAAAAGCCCCAUAAUUUGAUUUCUCAAAUAAAAGUGAAGAAAAAUCAUUUAAAGAGAGUAAUAAUAAAGUGAUCACAAGGAAAGAGAAAUGGUGAAUGUAUUCUUUUCAUAGCAUUGCCUAAAAUAACCGAGUGUGGUUCUUUUCAAGUGGGUGGCGAGAAGUGGUUACAAAUUUUACAAAACUGGCGAAAAGUGGUAAAAAGUGGCGACGAAAUGGUUAUUUUUGCAUUAUUAAUAAAAAUCAGUUUUUUAAGUAGUCCAGCGUAAUGUUCUAGGAUUAUUGUUUUCACGUAUCUAGAGCCAAUACAUCUAAGUAACUUUGUGUCAAAUUUGACUUAUCUUGUAACAAGGAUUCAAAAGUUAUGAUUAAAUGAAUUUAAUUUUUUCCUAAACAUGGCGAUAGCCGAUUAUUCCACCCUAGCCUUCAUGAACCACAAAGUUUCAAGGGAUUCGAGGAAGGAUUAUGUAAAAUAAAAAAUAAUGAAAUUUUGAGCUCUAUUUUUCGAAUAUUUGGCUUACAGAAAAUAUCAAUACUACUGAUUAGGUCAAUUUAAGCACAUUUCUCGUUAAGAUAGAGAAAAAAUAUUUUCAACAAUGUUGUAAAGGAAUAAAUUUCCCAUAAAAAUAUAUCUUUAUUGAUAUUUUUAACGUUUGCAGUAGUAAAACGUCACAAGUUAUCCGAAGACUGACAAAAUUUGCCCCAGCAAUUUUGAGAAUCUUCACAAAAUCGAUUUUUAGAUAAUGAUUCUAAAAUCACACUUCUUUCGAGUAGGGCAAAAUAGUCUUCUGCAAUAUUAUAGAGCAGUAAAUUUCCCAUAAAACUAACAUUAUAAAACUUUCAAGUUUUCUCAGAGCUCGUGAAAGAAUUAAAUAUGCGUUUUGACAAGUUUUGCCCCAGUCUCCCCUAGAUUACAAACUUAAAUUAGGAAACUGUAAGAGAAAUCUGGGAGUCCCAAAACAAUUUAAAAAUUCUUUUCAUACAUUAUUUUCUUCUGAUUAAAUGCUGAGGUGGCUAAUAAAUGCUCUUGUGGCAGGUUCUUAAAGGUACUUUGGAAAACCCUAAAAUUACUCCCAAGUUUCUUUAUUUAAAUAACCAACUACCGUAGAUGCAGGUUGCACUGCAGUCCGGGAGUGAUAUAGCCCCUUGCUGCCCUUGCUUUUCGUAAGUUUUUCUUUAUAAUUUUACCACUUAAGGAUAGUCCACAGACCAUCUCAUGGUCUAAAGAUCAUCCUUUAUUGAUAAAAUUAAAAAAAAAAAGCUCACGAAAGGAGAGAUUCGGAGUGUCACACCCUGAGUGCAAAGUCACUCGCAUCUAUGGCAAAGCAAUAAAUAGUGUAGAAAUUUGAAAAAUGGUUCUCAAAUGUUAACUUCAAAUUUGUGAAAAUCAAGAAAGGUUCAGUGUCUCCGUCUAUUUCCUGCUACAUUCUGUCGAACCGAAAUUCUUCUGAAACAUCUCGUUAACUUCAAUAUUACAAAAAUAAAUAUAUUUUUGGAAAGAUA